Molecule: messenger RNA, 6376 nt
Organism: Syngnathoides biaculeatus (alligator pipefish)
Lineage: Eukaryota; Metazoa; Chordata; Actinopteri; Syngnathiformes; Syngnathidae
Gene: dzip1
Product: DAZ interacting zinc finger protein 1
Exons: 20
Coding region: 472-3141 (889 amino acids)
Biological process (GO): cilium assembly
Cellular component (GO): cytoplasm; ciliary basal body
Source: RefSeq, a predicted model, not a curated record
ACGUUCUCCCCAAAACUCACUGCAAUACAUCAUACAAGCUGGAUCAGCAGAGGCAAGAAAAAAACAUUUCAUGGAUCUUCUUUCUGUCCAUUCGGCCACUUUUCCAUUUUAACUUUUGCACUCUCAGGAAGAAAAUCAGCAAUCCAAGGACAAAGAAGUGCUAAAAGAACUGGAUCAUUUUAAAGAAGUUGAGAUGGUGCAGAUACAAGCCUUUCAAAAGCAGUUUCCCCAGUCAUACUUCUGUACCGGAUGUUCAAUCGUGAGUCACCCCAAAAUUCUUUGGGUCAACGCAGGAGAAAACUUUUCCAAAGUAUUUGAAAUAUUUAUUCACGCCGACUCCCCAAUUCUCUUUUCUGUUUCCACGGCAACGCGGUUUCGGCGUUUGUCCUCGUGGCUGAGAGAACGCGGAACAACAGAAAUACGACGGCUCCUCGAUUCGCGAUCCCUGUGGGAGUCCUGGACGAUUCGGAGAUGGUAAGGAGAGCUUGGCAGGAGCAGCCAUUUCAGGACGGAGCCUACUACCCUUACAGCAGUGACACCCAGGGGAAUCAUUCGUCAGCAGGGAUCCCAUCCCUGUUGAAUUCCCCACUCAGCCAGCGCUCUGUAAAAGUCCAGUCUGCACUCGGCAUGGUUCCAUCCGGUGCACCACCCACCAUUCUGCCUUUCAGGUUCCGCCAGCGUAGGGAGAGUGUGGACUGGCGGCGAAUCCAUGCUGUAGACAUUGACCUGGUGAUUAGCCAGCUCGAUGUGGACAUCCUUCAGGAGCACAUAAGCACUGUGACCUUCUGCAGCUUGGAUGGGGAGCGAUGUCAGCGCUGUCAAAGCCCUGUGGACCGAGCUCUCAUCAAGAUCCUCCAGUUGGCCCAGCUCACAGUUGAAUGGCUCCUCCACUGUCAGGAAUGUCUCACGCUCAAUCUGCAAGCAGUAGAGGAGAGGCUGGCGAGCUCCAACAUGCAGCAGGAGCAGCUACUGGCUCAGCUGAAGAAGCAGGAGGAGAGCAUGAUGGCGAUGACGGCUGAGCUCAAAAACAGGAGGAAGAUCAUACGCAAACAGCAAACCCUGUUCGCCCCACAAAUCACAAACAGCCAAAAGUGUGCAUUUUGUAAAAAGAAGUUCCUCACGGCUUCAUUUCUCCAGAGUCACAUGCAGCGGCGCCACCCUGAUGAGAAUGAUAUACAGCUACUAUCAAACGGUGAGGAGAAAUCUCAGAUUCAAGCCCUGAAAUUUGAGGUGAACAGUCUAAAGGAGCACACUGUUCAACAGCAACAGACGCUGGAAGCAAAAACAGCUGAGAAUCAAAAGCUGCAGAGACUCCUGGAAGAGAGUGAGCUACAGGUGCGAGAAAGUGAAAAGAAAUCUCAGAUUGAAAGCCUCAAACUGGAGAUAAAAAAUCUAAAGGAUCUUAUUCAACACCAAUACAUAAUACAAGCUAGACCAGCAGAGGAAGAAAAGCACCAAUCCAAGGACAAAGAACUGCUAAAAGAACUGGAUCAUUUUAAAGAAGUUGAGAUGGUGCAAAUACAAGCCAUUCAAAAGCUGGAGCAUCAACAGAAGCAGCAGGACAAAAAAUGGGAGACGAGGUUGGGGAAAAUCACUGCGCUUCAUGAGUCAGAAAAGAAUGAUUUGCAGAAAGAGUUGAGCAGAUUGCAGUUGGCCGUGUUGGAGCACCAGGAGCAUAGCAAGAGGCAGCUGCAAGAGAUGCGAAGGAAGCUGCAAGAGAAGGAACAAACCAUCCAGGAUCAGAGGGAGCAGAUACAGAAUAGAUUUUCAAGCCCACCCACUAAAGUACUUAAGGUACCAGUGCUAGUAAGUGCACCAGCUCCGGAGCCAAAAACAAAGAAAGUUGUACUUGACUUGACCAGCAUCCCUGAGAAGAGGCCAGUGGAGAAAAAGUCUGAGCCUGUUCCAGAGAAGAAACUCAGGGUGUCCGUCAGAAGGAACCCCAACAAGGCUGAAAUCAAACGAAAUCUUGAGCAGCUUGUAAUGACAAAGCUUGAGAGCCUGGGAGUGAAACCGGAUCAGAGAAAACUGAAGACCAAGGAGCUCAGGUCUGUUCUUGCUACUCUGAACACAAAGCGGCAGAGCCUAGCAAAACAGUUGCCAGACUAUUGGCACCAUCGUCUGGACAUAACUAAUACUUUGGAGCAGAAGCUCAGCUUGAAAAGAAAAUACGGCACUCUCCAGUCUGCAGAAAAGUCCAGACACUGUAUACAGGUGUUGCAGACGCGCCAGCGAUCCAGCAGUCUCCCUGCCAGGGCGUCACAGGGUAUCUCUGAAGCUGUUGCCCGACAGGCCAAGACUCCGCAACCAGCUCCCAGAGUCAAGACCACCAUCCAACCAAAAACAUCUACACCCACCCACAAAGUUGGUCAGAGAGAACACACUCCUAAAACACCAUCUUUCAGUUCCUUUGUGGAUUCAGAAGAGGAGGAUACGGACAAAGAGGACAAUGAACCUCCUCAACACCAAUGGGGCAAAACAUCACAAGCUAAAAUAAACAUGGAGGAAGCAGUCCAAAUCAGUGCAAGAAAAUCCAACAUGAUCCAGGCGAGGCCAGCUCUUACUGGGAUAUCAUCCUCCAAAAGCCAACUCGCUGGUGGCGUGAUUACAACAGCGGUCAUGCAGCUAGAGAAUGACGACAAUGAUGAGGACGAUGACGAUGAGUUGUCAGAUGUCAGUGAGCUGCAGGAGAUUGAUUCCAGACAGCUCCAGAGAGUCAAAGACCAGAAUGGGCACAUAGAAAUGUCCAACUUUGGUAAAGUUAGUGACCUGGCAAGGAAAAUAGAAAGACAGAUUUUAAAUAAACCAUCAAAGAAACCAAUAGGGGGCGUGAGCAUCUUGCCAGAGUCCAAGGAUGAAGUUCGAGAAUUCUUGUCGUCAGAUCUGGAGGAGAGCAGCGAAGAUGGCAACUCCUCAUUUGAGGACAGGCAACAAAAGCUGAAUGGACCUCACAACUCCGGAACAACGAUGAAGAGCCACGACUCAGUCAGCACUAGUGUGUGGGACUCCUCCACAGGAAAAGACAGUUCGAUAGGAAAAGCUUCCAGAUCAGGUUUAACUGAAGCUGGAACAGGGAGUACCUUGAAGAGCAGCCUCUGUUACCUCAGCGACAUCUGUGAUUCUGAGGAUUUAAACAAUUAGCAAAAGUUACACAUCUGCUCAUCCAGACACUGGUAAAGCUUCUGGUAAAUUGCAGAAGGAGCCACAAAGAACAGACAUCACCAUCUUGUGUCACAUAGAACCACAGCCAUAUCCCCGGGAAAAAAGCUAGAAAGUCCAUUUAUAGAAAAGGGCCAAAAUAAAGACAGGAUAUUUUUCCAUAGCUUAGCAUUUUCAAUCUUACCUCAUCCCAGUGCCAACAGUUUAGCUUAUUUUUGAAAGUUCUUGUUUGUUUGUAUGUUUUCAGAUUUUUAGAUCUCUGGUACACAUACAGUACUUGCAAAAAAAUAUUAGACCACCUGUCAUAAAAAAGAGAAAAUAAACACUAUAUACUAUAUAGUAUACAGGACAAGUCUUUCAAAAACAUAAUGAAAAAGAGAAAAUUGAUAUACAAUACAACACUUUCAAAAAUGUUUUACAUGAAAAAAAGGAUUGGUUUUACUGUUUUGGGACAGGAAUCAGUGAUUUUGUGACAUUCAGUGAUUGAAAUGUUUUAUUUCUCUUAAUGCAAGUAAAUAGCAAAAGUCUGAUAUCUUAACAGAAGUAAUAAUGUUUGUGUUAUUUAAUCCUCUUUGUAUAAAAAUAUCUAACUUAUUGUCAGAUAAUAAUUGCAUAUUCUAGCAAUAUCAAUUCAUAAUUUGACUUCUCGCAUACUUUUGUGUACAGAAAGUAUUCAGAACCCCAUACAUUUUUCACGCUUUGUUUUAUUGCACCCAUUCGCUAAAAUCAAAUAAGUUCAUUUUUUCCGUCUUCAUAUAUAUAUGCUGUGUGAUAUAGAUAUAUAUAUAUAUAUAUAUAUAUAUAUAUAUAUAUAUAUAUAUCACACAGCCAUGGGUAUUCAGUCCCUUUGCUGUCACACUCUGCUAUUUAAAGGAAGACUCCCCACAAUUCAUAUAUACAAUAAACUCUCCAAUGUGAAGUAAUAUUAUUAUUAUUACAUAUAUUUUGGACAUUAAUUGCUUUCCAUUUCUUCUGAUCAUUCUUGAGAUGGUUCUACACCUUCAUUGGAGUUCAGUUGUACUGAUUGAACUUGAUUAGGAAAGCCACACACCUGUCUAUAUAAUAAUACCUUACAGGUCACCGUGCAUAUCAGAGUAAAUGAGAAUAAUGAGGUCAAAGGAAGUGCCUGAAGAGCUCAGAGACAGAAUUGUAGUAAGGCACAGAUGUGGCCAAGCUUACAAAAACAAUUCUGCUAUACUUCAGGUUCCUAAGAAUACAGUGACCUCUGUCAUUUUUAAAUGGAAGAUGUUUGGGUUAACCAGAACCCUUCCUAGGGCUGGCCAUCCGGCUAAACUGAGCAAUCAGUUGAGAGAGGUAAAGAAGAACACAAAGGUCACUGUAGCUGUAGAUGAAGUCAGGAGAUAGGAGAAAAUUUUAGAAAGUCAACCAUCACUGCAGCACUCUAGCAGUCAGGACUGGCCCAACGAAAAGCCUCUCCUCAGUGCAAGAUACAUGAAGGCCCGCAUGGAGUUGUUUAAAAUAUACCUAAAGGACUCCAAGAUGGUGAUAAAUAAGAUACUCUGGUCUGAUAAGGCAAAGAUAGAAAUUGUCUGCCUUAAUUCUAAGUAGCAUGUCUAUAGAAAACGAGGCACUGCUCGUCACAUGUCCGAUACAGUCCCAAAAAUGAAGCACGGUGGUGGUAUCAUCAUGCUGUGGGGGUGUUUUUCCAGCUACAGGGACAGGUUACAACUGGUUGCAAUCGAAGGAAAGAUGGAUGCAGUGAAAUACAAGAAUGUCCUCGACGAAAACCAUCUCCAAAAUACUCAGGACCUCAGACUUAGCCAAAUGUUCACCUACAAACAAGACAAUGAACCUAAGCACACAGGUAAAUCAUCGGAGUGGCUGCAGAACAACGCUAUUCUAGAAUGGCCCAGUCAGUGCGCUGACCUACAGUAAACCCAAUUGAGCAUCUCUGGAGACCUGAAGAUGGCUGUCCACCAAUGUUCCCCAUCCAACUUCCACAGAAUCCACAAGGAGUAAUGGCAACGGAGCCCCAAAUCCAGCUGUGAAAAACAUACUGCGUUAUUCCCCAAAAGACUCAUCGCUGUAUUAGCUGUAAAGGGUGCUACUACCAAAUACUGAGCAAAGCAUCUGAAUACUUAUGGCUGAGUGAUUCUUUUUUUUUAUUUUUAUUUUUUCAUUUUAAGUAAAUCUGCAAAAUGUCAAAUUUUGUGUUUCUGUCAGUUUGGGGUGUUGUGUGUACAUUAAUGAUGGGGGGCAAAAUAAAUCAUUUUAGCAAAUACUGUAGAUGCAAUUUUACCAAGAGUGAAAAAUUUAAGAGGGUCUGAAUACUGCAUGUAUUACAAAAGUGUUUUGGGCACCUGUCAUAAAGCAUAUGCUGCCGUUGUGUGGUGGUCAAAUAAGCUUAUUUAGCAUUUUAAGUACCUUUACUGGUUUAGAAACCAAAAUCCAGCCUUUCUGUAUUUUUCUAGAGAUAAAUAUUUUUACAACCAGUAAAACAUUUGUUGAAGAAUAAAUGUUUGUUAAGAAACUGAGAUAUCUUACAAGAAACAUCACACGAGUUCAGUGUUAUUUUUCAUGUUACAUCCGUAUCACAUGUUUUAGUGGUGGAAAGUCUAUGCGUGUUUGGCUGCUCUUGUUCCUUUUGUCUGUGCAGCUGGUCUUCCCACAGCUGACCUGACCUACAAUGUUGCUUGGCAACGUGUUUUCAGGGAUAAGAUCCUUUUGAAAGGGAUUGUCACAGUGUCUCCAUAAUAAGGCACAUUAGAGGAGUGGGGAUUUUUCAGCUCAUUAAAAAACAAAAUGACUAUCAGCUACUUUCGAGCCCAAUAUUGUGGAAUUCAGCAAACACAGUUCAAAAGGUUGACUCAAAGGAUGUGUCUGUAUUUGGGGGAGCACUCGAAUGUUUGUCCUGGUUGAUGCUGUAAUGUUAGUUAAGUGGUUUCUCAAAACCAUUAACUUGCAUUUUAAAUCCUUGUCGUACCUCCUUUUUCAAAUAAGUUUAUUGCUUUUACAUGACCGCUCUUAAGAUGGCGAUGGUUAAGCUCCUUCUGAAGAGGAAUGCUUGGAUUCCAAUGGAACCCAAUAAUUACAGACCGACCAGUAUCCAAUCUGCCAAUUUUAAGUAAGAAUUUUCAAAACCUUGUUUCAGUCAGCUAAAUGAUUUGAUAAUUUCCACAAAAUUCCAUUCUCUAUUCAAAAGUAAACACAGUAAUGAGGAUAUACUAAUUACAUUCACACUGGACAUGAAAAAUCU